AUGCUGAUUCAUGAAACGCAAUACGACACGGUCACCGGAUACUUCAUUCAGGGUGCUAAAGCACACAAUUCCUCCAAAGUUCCGACAGACGACAAGAAGGUCAUUACCGUUGGUUUUUACAGUAAAAAUGGCAUACGGCUGCUUAGUGGGCAUGUCCACGAAGAUGGCUCUUACCAGCUAUUCGAAAGUCGAGCGGGCAAGGAAAUGGGGAGAGGACAAGGAGUGGACGAGAAAUCCACAGCGGAGGAGUCUGGCAUUUGUAUGGGCGGGUCAUCGGCUGGAGGUGCUACCAUCCCAGUAAUCCUACGGACCCUGUUCUCAAAUUACGGUUGGACGUGGUCUAUCCGCGUUAUCGCCUUUAUAGCUUUGGGAUGCUACGCAGCAGCAAUUAUUCUAGUCAAAGGCCGCCUACCAGCUGCCAGCAACAGCAAAGCAACAAUCGACUUCCGGGCCUUUGGGUCCCCUCGACUUUGUUUUUUGACUGUGGCAGUCUUCUCCUUGGAAUUCAUCAUCUUCGGCUGCGCGGCACUAUUGCCGACAUACGUCCGCUUUGCUGGCUUUCCAACAGACGUGCAAUUUUACUCGCUCACAGUCCUGAACUGCUUUGGCUUAGUAGGAAGAGUCCUUCCCGGAUUUGCGGCCGACAAGAUCGGCCGUUUCAACAUCCUGCUCUGCCUAGUCCUACUCACGUUUAUCAUAAUGGCAACGGUCUGGCUGCCUGUUGGCUCUCACGAUGUGAGGACUCUAUACACUGUGGUGGCUAUCUUUGGAUUCGGAUCUGGGGGGUGGAUCUCCCUUGCUCCUGUAUGUGCUGGCCAGCUCUGCAGGACCGAAGAGUAUGGUCGGUUUUACGGUACCCUAUACUCCGUGGCUUCGUUCGGGGUUUUAUUGGCUGUUCCCGUGGGAGGUGACUUGUUGCAAUCGACCACAUCCCAGAUUCUUAUCGGGUUUUACUCGGCUGUGCUCUUGGUCGGGCUUGUUGGUCUGAUAUUAUCUCGAUGGGCUCUGCUGGACUGGAAGUGGAGAUGGAAGGUUAAAGUAUAA
Aspergillus neoniger CBS 115656 is the source of this 1044-nucleotide messenger RNA. RefSeq names its product MFS general substrate transporter. Gene Ontology annotation, cellular component: fungal-type vacuole membrane. Gene Ontology annotation, molecular function: transmembrane transporter activity. Gene Ontology annotation, biological process: transmembrane transport. The record is from RefSeq and is a predicted model, not a curated record. NCBI's taxonomy places the organism in Eukaryota, Fungi, Ascomycota, Eurotiomycetes, Eurotiales, Aspergillaceae. The transcript has 3 exons. Bases 1 to 1044 code for a protein of 347 amino acids.